Phoenix dactylifera (date palm) is the source of this 1921-nucleotide messenger RNA. Its product is annotated as protein GRAVITROPIC IN THE LIGHT 1-like. The record is from RefSeq and is a predicted model, not a curated record. Gene Ontology annotation, biological process: response to red or far red light; negative gravitropism. Lineage: Eukaryota; Viridiplantae; Streptophyta; Magnoliopsida; Arecales; Arecaceae.
CAAUACCGAAGAGAUCUGUGGUUUUCAGACACCAAAUAUGUUGCCUCAGAUAUGCUUGAGCUUCGAUAAGCUUCUGCCCAGAAGAAGAAAGAAGGAUGCCCGUAGGACGAUGGAAACCAAAAUGGGCGGCGGGGAUCUGCGAUAUGCCUCCGUUACCUGCGCUAGGAAGCCAGAUUCGAACACAAUAGGGUUCCCCCUCCGGUCCGAGAGAAGAGACAGGAACGAAGAGAUCAGAGAGAGGAAGAAGGAGAUGGCGAACAAGGUACCCCAUAUCUCUGACUUGAUCCACCGAGUCGCCUCUUCUUGUCUCACGCACCAUCUCCCGGGAGCCCAUGGACUCGAAAGCGGGAACGAUGUCGAUGGGGAAAUAGAAGAGGAGGAGGACGCUGUGGAGAAGGAGGAAGAGCAGGAGGAGGAAGAGGAGAAUGAGCUCAAGAUAUGGGAAGAAGAGAAAGGGACUGGUCCUGGUGGAGUCUCGGAGAGGGUGAGGGAGAUGGAGUACCUGAUGGGCGAGGUGUUCGACGCGGUUUCGGCGGCGAAGAGGGCCUACGCUUGCCUCCAGGACGCCCACUGCCCGUGGGACACGGACAAGAUGAGGGUAGCCGACACAGCGGUGGUGGCGCAGCUGAGGCGGCUCGGGAGGCUCCGGGAUCGGUUUCGAAGAAACGGUUUUGGUGCGUCGGCCGCCGCGGCGGCGCCGCUGAGGGAGGUGGUGGCGCCGUACGAGGCGGCGCUAGAAGAUCUAAAAAGGGACCUGAAGGCGAAGGAGGCCGAGGUAGAGAGUCUCAAAGAGAAGCUCCGGAGCACCACUCUCGGUGGUUCUGGCAAGAAGAGCCGGCUUCUUUCCAGCAAAAAGGUCGCAUGCAGCAGUAUUUUAGGGGCACCCGGGAUGCCGACUGCGGAGCUGUUCGAGACGUACAUGGAGCAAGUGAAGUCGGCGUCGAAGUCCAUCACCGGCCACCUCCUCUCGCUGAUGCGCUCCGCCCACUGGGACAUCGCCGCGGCCGUCUGGUCUAUCAUCGAUGGCGGCGGCGGCGGCGGCGCAACCGACCACAAUCCCCGCCACGCGAAGCACGCGGUGGAGUCGUACGUGAACCGGAAAGUAUUUCAUGGGUUCGAGAACGAGACCUUCUACAUCGAGGGGUCCCUCACGUCGCUGCUCCGGCCGGCCGAGUUCCGGCGCGACUGCUUCGCCCAGUUCAAAGACAUGAGGGGGAUGGACCCGGCAGAGCUGCUGGGCGUGCUCCCAACGUGCCAGUUCGGCCGGUUCGCGGCCAAGAAGUAUCUGGGCAUCGUGCACCCGAAGAUGGAGGAGUCGCUGUUCGGGGGAGUGGAGCAGCGGCGGCAGGUGAUGGGCGGAGCCCACCCGAGGACGGGAUUCUACGCGGAGUUCCUGAAGCUGGCCAAGGCAGUGUGGCUGCUGCACCUGCUGGCGUUCGCGCUGGUCCCGGCGCCCAGCCACUUCGAGGCGACCAAGGGCGCGGUCUUCCAUCCGGCUUACAUGGAAAGCGUGGUCCGGUUCGCGGGCGGCCGGGUCCCGCCUGGCUCGGUUGUGGGGUUCUCGGUCAGCCCCGGAUUCAAGCUUGGCAAUGGGUCCGUGGUCCGGGCGAGGGUCUACGUCGUCCCGAGAGCCCACGGGGUGUGAAAUCGCUGCCUAAAGACCUCCUGUUUGGCUGCUAGUUUAGACUACUCAUUGUUUGUCCGAUCGGUUUGUCCUUAUUUCGGGAGUGGAUGCCAUAUCCUUUGUAGUCAUUCGAGUGUGGCAUUUUGACGUGCGAGUAAACUUAGUAGCAGGUGCUGCCUCUUAUGUGCAACUUCCGGCGCUACCGGGGUUUAUUCAUGCAAAUCAAGCGUUUUCAUUUGUGGUGCAAUCCCAUAAACUAUAAUUUUCUUGAGCAUAUGAUCCAUAAACGCAUCCUUU